Nematocida ausubeli is the source of this 780-nucleotide messenger RNA. RefSeq lists its product as uncharacterized. Lineage: Eukaryota; Fungi; Microsporidia. The record is from RefSeq and is a predicted model, not a curated record. The transcript has a single exon. Gene Ontology annotation, cellular component: endomembrane system; membrane. Bases 1 to 780 code for a protein of 259 amino acids.
AUGUUUAAGGAUCUGGAGGAAAUGAAAAAAUCCGAUGGCUCAACAAGAAACCUGGGAAAACGUCUGCGCAGUACCAAUUUACUCUUGGGGAUUAUCACAUCCGUAUACGGAAACCUGGAUAUAGGAAAGCCGUAUAGACUGCGAUCCCUCAAUCUAUUUGAGUUUCUGAGCCGAUUUUAUCAUUUAACUCACGUUGGGCUUCUGCUUACAACUGUCACUCUGUGCAUGGGCCUUGUACACAAAAGCAACUCCUGCCCUGGGCAGUCUAGUCCCAGAGGUUCUUUUCUGCUAUAUAACAUAUAUCUGUAUAUGCUGGCUCUUACCAUUGCUGUAGAAACAUUCAUUCCAGUUACAUUCUGGGUGCUCUGGCAUAUUGAUAAGUCUCUUGUUGUAAAUACAGCAUCAUACGUUGGAAAUGAUAGCAUUUCUUUCUUCUUCAACUUGUGCAUGCACGGGCUGCCGACUAUCUUUCUUCUUGUAGAAUUUUUCUGCAUUGAGUUUUUCAAUACCCCCGGGCACUAUGCCUUGAUAUUCGGGUUCUUCAUAGGAUAUUUACUUACAAUGUAUUUAUGCUAUGUAGUAAAUGGAUACUGGCCAUAUGGAGUGGUUACCAUGGUAAGCGGAGUCAAUAGAAUUGGCUUUUUUGCUGUUUGUUUCCUUUCCAUAUGCUUUAUGUACUAUUCUCUCAUAGUUUUAAAUAGAAUUAUCUGGAGGAAGAAAAAAGAGUUUUCCAGCAGAGGCGCAACUGGAGAAAGUGACCCAAGUGCCAAGAAAAGGUGA